Trichosurus vulpecula (common brushtail) is the source of this 8445-nucleotide messenger RNA. RefSeq names its product target of myb1 like 2 membrane trafficking protein (gene TOM1L2). The record is from RefSeq and is a predicted model, not a curated record. Lineage: Eukaryota; Metazoa; Chordata; Mammalia; Diprotodontia; Phalangeridae. Gene Ontology annotation, biological process: signal transduction. The coding region runs from base 518 to 2041 and encodes 507 amino acids. Gene Ontology annotation, cellular component: membrane; endosome. The transcript is spliced from 15 exons. Gene Ontology annotation, molecular function: ubiquitin binding; phosphatidylinositol binding; clathrin binding.
AUGCCCAAACUUUUGGGUGGGGGAAAAUGCUUUUCUCACCAACCAGUCAUAGAGAAAACAAAUCUCCCUCCAAUCGCUGUCUUCUGAGGGCGGGGCCCUCGUUGGCCCGCCUCUGCGGGAGGUGGUGGUGACGUCCUCGUUUUUAAUCCAAUUAUUAUGGGAAGCCUUCAGAUAGAUCACUAUUUUGGCGAAUCAGAUUGAGGGUCCGCGGCUCGGGGCCGGGACCAGAAAGAUAGAUCAAAUGACCUACCUGCCCCGCGGUCCAAUCAGAGGCUGCGGGGUAAAUGGGGGCUUCUCGGAGGACGGUCGAUGACCAAUGGGUGGAAGGCUACGGAGACACGGUCCAAUGAGGAUUUAGAUCGGCAGGAGGGGCAGGGAGACCAGAGCUCACCGUUCGGGAAAGGGGGCAAGUGUCACUCAGGCCGGGAGAGCCUUAGGGGGUGGUUGCGACGGCGGCAGCGGCGGCGGCGGGCAGCUUGGUCGGAGCCUCCGCCGCCUGCGGUGCUGUCCUAACAAGAUGGAGUUUCUCCUGGGGAACCCGUUCAGCACCCCGGUGGGACAGUGCCUCGAAAAGGCUACAGAUGGAUCCCUACAGAGUGAGGACUGGACAUUGAAUAUGGAGAUCUGUGAUAUCAUCAAUGAGACAGAAGAAGGUCCCAAGGAUGCCAUACGGGCCCUGAAGAAGAGGCUCAAUGGAAACAGAAACUACAGAGAAGUGAUGUUGGCAUUAACAGUGCUGGAGACUUGUGUCAAGAACUGUGGCCAUCGAUUUCACAUCCUUGUGGCAAACCGUGAUUUCAUAGAUGGUGUCCUUGUGAAAAUCAUCUCCCCUAAGAACAAUCCUCCUACUAUCGUCCAGGACAAAGUACUGGCUUUGAUUCAGGCUUGGGCUGAUGCGUUUCGGAGUAGUCCUGAUCUCACUGGAGUGGUGCAUAUUUAUGAAGAACUGAAAAGAAAAGGGAUUGAAUUUCCCAUGGCAGACUUAGACGCCCUGUCUCCAAUACACACGCCACAGCGGAGCAUCCCUGAAGUGGAUCCAGCAGCGACUAUGCAUAGGUCUCAAUCGCAGCAAAGAAUGAGCUCCACAUCAUCUUCUGCACCUUCUCCUACGCCAUACACAGCUCCUCAAGCCCCAUCUUUGAAUGUGACUGGGCCAAUCACCGCCAACUCAGAACAGAUUGCCAGGCUGCGGAGUGAACUUGAUGUUGUCCGAGGAAACACAAAAGUCAUGUCUGAGAUGUUAACAGAGAUGGUUCCUGGGCAAGAAGACUCCUCCGACCUUGAGCUGCUACAGGAACUGAACCGGACCUGUAGAGCUAUGCAGCAGAGAAUCGUGGAACUCAUCUCCAGGGUUUCUAAUGAAGAGGUCACCGAGGAAUUGCUGCAUGUGAACGAUGACUUAAAUAACGUCUUCCUCAGAUAUGAGAGGUUCGAACGGUACAGGUCAGGGCGUUCUGCUCAAAAUACCAGUAACGGAGUCCUGAAUGAAGUAACUGAAGAUAAUUUAAUAGAUCUUGGUCCUGGCUCUCCAGCUGUAGUGAGUCCAAUGGUGGGUAACACAGCCCCACCGUCUUCUCUAUCCUCACAACUGGCAGGCCUGGACUUGGGGACAGAUAGUGUCAGUGGAACCCUCAGCUCUCUCCAGCACUGUAACCCCCAAGAUGACUUUGAUAUGUUUGCCCAGACGAGAGGAAACUCCUUGGCUGAACAGCGUAAGACAGUCACUUAUGAGGAUCCACAAGCGGUGGGAGGACUGGCCUCUGCAUUAGAUGUUCGAAAACAGAGCGCUGGAGUGAUCCCUGUUGCGCAGUCCUCUGUCAUGGAUGACAUUGAGGUGUGGCUCAGUACGGACCUGAAAGGUGAUGAGCCUGAGGAAGGAGUCACAAGUGAAGAAUUUGACAAAUUUCUCGAAGAAAGAGCCAAAGCUGCUGAAAUGGUCCCUAAUCUACCAUCCCCGCCUGUGGAGGCACCAACAUUACCCAUAAACACAUCUGGAAGAAAAAAACCCGAGCGUUCUGAAGACGCCCUCUUCGCCCUGUGAUGCAUUUUCUUGGUCUCCUUUGUGCUGUGCAGAAGAACGCUACUGUCUGGUCACCCCAUACUCUACUCCAUUGUGGAGAACACUGGCUCCUCAUCACCCCUCCUGUAUCUAUCACCCUUACCCACUCCCUAGUCAGUCAUUCCGCUCUCACUCACUAAAAAGGAAACUUCACCUGUCUCUCAUUUGAAGCCCUCUUUUAUUUCCUCUAUGUCUCCCACCCUUCAAUACUAGCUUUAACCACCUUUUCCUUUCUCGGCUGUGUGAAAUUGGCUGCUGCUACUGAAACUCACCUCUCCCUUUCCCUGCUCCCACCCACCUUACCCACCUGGUCCAUCCCCCCAAAAAAUGUACUUGCAUGAGCUCACUUUUCUCAUGUUGGAAACCAGGUAUGGCAGGAAGCGCCGCCCAGCCUUGAGAUGACUCGUCAAGGUGGUUUCCUUUUUCCCUUGCCUUGUAGCCAAAUAUUUAGCAGGAGACAAUGGAGGAUCAUUGGGCCCAAAUGGAUUCAAGUAGAGGAGCAUCUUGCUCUUGGUGUUCCCGAUUAUAGGUCCAGGCCUAUACUCCUGCUCUAGAAUUCCGCCUUCCACCUCUUUUACUUCUCUGUAUACCAGGUUCUGGAAUGGAGAGUCUAGCUGGGGUGUUCAGGAGGUAUGUCAAGUCUUAUGAGGUUUUCCAUUCUUUGGUCUGUUCCUUUCACUGUGAGUUUUCCCAGGUUGGCUUCAGGAGACUAGAUGGUGGUCUGAUGACUUCCCUCCUUUGGCUGCUCAUCAGCACGCGUUAACUCAAUGUGGUUAAGGGGUAUUUGGGGUUUCUAGCACUUUAAAAAGUUUUGCAUUAUUUCUCAAUGUUCCAGCAAACUUUUCCUGUCAGUCUGUUGUGUUGUAGGUCCUUUUGGGCUUCUCUUUCCAUGUAUUCACAUAGAAGGCCCUUUGCUGUAAGCCCAUGCCAGUUGUUCCUUAGUAGAUUCGGCUUUACCUACUUAGCUAGACAGGGCUUGAAAUCUUUGGCAAAGGGUGGCAUUGCCAUCCUGAAGAAAUUAGGCAUUGCAGAGGGUACACCCUUUAGUGGAAUGCAGUUUCUGUGUGACUUCCAGUAAAUCUAGUUAAUGGAAGAAAAGUUAAAGGGAAAGAAGGAGACCAGGAGUUGAGUGCAUCAGUGAAAAUCGGUAUUAAAUCGUCCAGACAUUGGUCACGCAGCAGUUUGACUCUCUCAUGUAGGAUUAACACUAAUGUUAAAUGACCUCACAGGAAGGAGAAGUUGAGGAUAUCACUCUUUGGCCCUCCCACCUCCUUGGCUCUUAUGCUUUAAAAGGAUUUUGCACUAGGAACACUUGCUCCCUGAGCCCUGGAGAAAGUAUUUGAUGUUUGUUACUGUAUUGCACGUGCAACUCUGGAAUAGUUACACUCUGCUGCCUACAAGCCUCCCCAUGCGAAGGAAUGGCUGUCUGAGUCCUACUCUGCUGGCUUGUUUGAGCCCUGGACAGCUGUGACACUAAGGCAUCUCUGCACUACUUUGGGCCCUGCCCUGACACCACAGUCAUAAGGUUGAGUCUCCCCCAUUGGACAAACUUGAAGUCAACCUUCCGCCCCCUAGGCCCUUCUUUAGGGGGAGUGUUCUCAGUGCCUGUGGUCCACUUCCACACUUUGACUUCCUGCAAAAGGCCUAGGUCUUCAGGAUGAUCUGCAAAGAUGACUAAUGGGCUGCCUGAGGGUGGGUGUCCAGCCAUCCAGGGAGGCAGCAGCCGCUUUGCCAGGGCCCUCAUCCAUCCGUCCAUCAGGGCUUAUCUGAAACUGGAUGUUUGAGGAGUUCUCAUUUAGGUCCUACCUUUUUCCCUUGCCUGCCUGUCCAGAGCUGCCAGAUGGAUGUUAACCUUGCUACUGCACAGUCACUGGAGGGGAAAAUGUGGCCGUAGCCAAGAGAGUUGUGCUUUGACUUCUUUCUUCCAGGCACUGCCUACUCUUGGCUCUCAAUAGCUUACCCCUUGCCAGUUCUCAGAGAACUGACUUUCACCAGCUGGUAUGCAGCUACUUGACAUGAGUUAGUCCGAGUUUGCUUCAUUUAGACCCGUUGAGUCAGAUGCUGCUCCCUGGAAUGGAGAUUCCUGAAGUCGGCAGAGUUCCUCGUGAACAUCUGAGGGCAGAUAUUCAUCUUGGCCCAGAAUGCAGCCUGAUGUUUACAAGCUAAAUUCACCUUCCAUUAUUGUGCCUGUCAUGGCCAGCCUAGACUUCUCUGUGGCCCAGGGCAGUGGCAUGUACAACGUCAAAGGAGUUUCAGCUAGGGAACAUAGGCUUUGGCUGGCAGAGAGCAGAGCUAAUUAAUUUUCUUCCUUCAGGAAAGAAAGGAUGUAUUGGAAUCAGGGACUAGAUGUUGCAGAGACAUGACCUGGCAGCUCAGGUUCGGGGUGAGGCUAAAUACCAUUCUUGUGGCUGAGCCAGAAGCCAGCUUUAGCCCUGGCUGGUUCUCACAGUGAAGAACCAGAGACGCUAGUUGGACCCCAGAUAUCUGUGGCCUGAGUCCCUUCAGGCUUUUGAGAGUCUAUGAGUGUGCCUAAACGUUGAACUUGGGGAACGAGCAACUUGGGCCUGCUGACUAGCUGUCAGAACCAGUUCAACUUCAGCUAAUCAAAACCAGAUCAGACAUCUUCCUUAUGGAACUUACCCAGACAGCUUUAAGCUGCUGCUAAUCUUUUCCUUGGGCCAUUCUUUUUAGUUCCUCCUCCUAAGAUCCUCUCUGUUGUCUGUCCCUCCUUUUUCCUGACUUCAUCCCCAUUUUAGACCUUCUUCCUGCCUUCUCAUGUUUCCUCCCACAUUCUUGCCUUCUUUCCUCUUUUUCCCAUUUUUUUCCUUUCAUUUGGUUUUUCCAGCCAGUGUCCUGCAAUGUCCUCACAUCCGGUGUCCUCAUGACACUUAGAGCCCUGGGAGGGGAGGGGGCGUGGGGGGAUGCUAAAGACAGACCAGGUUUAUGCCAAAGGGGCUCAGUCACUGUUUCUUUGCUUCUCACCCCCUUCUCUCAUUGACUUGAGCUCUAAAAUUGAGUUGCAAUAGCUCCCCUCUUAUAGGGACCAGAACUGGCUUAUCUUUGCCAAACGUGCAAACAUCACUGGGCAAGACGCCUUAAUAUCUUUUCUUUCCAAUCAUAUUAUUCCUCUACCUUCCCCCUGUGUGACAGGACUGUAAUUUUCCCAGCCUAUGAGUUCUUAGAGUUCUUUUCAAGGAAUCCAUCUUGGCAGGCAGGUUAUGAUAUCUUUUGGAAAUCCAGCUUCUGGCAUCAACUAAUUUUCCUUGUGCCCAAGGGAAGGCAUCUCUCUGGCAUAACUGUAAGUACACGGACCCAUCCAAGACAAAGUUAAACUUUUCCCCAAACUGUGGGGCCGUGAAUGGCUCUUUCAUUGUUUGAAACCUCUUACGUUUCAGAUGUGAGCCACGUGCAUCUUCAGGCCACCUGGGGAUCCCAUGUCUUUAUGUAGGUUUGUUAAGGAGGUUAGUCAGACCCUGAGGAAGCUAUCCAGCAAUGAGUCCCUGCGCCCACUUGUCAGAAGCUUCUGUUAGUGCUGACCUGUGUGAUAUCGCCUUAGCCACACUGCGGUGUUUGGAAAAGAUGAUGCUUGGGGGGGAUGCCAGUCCCAUAAACUUCUCACCCUCUCUAGCCUCUACCUGGCUGUGGAGCCAUGCUCCACUCUAGGCUUUUUCCUCCUCCCACUUCAUAAAAGAGAGUCUUGAAAUAUUACUGAUCCAUUUUUUUUGUCUGUGUUUGGAGUAGGAGAGAAUGAUCAGGCCCCUUCCCUAUUCUUUAGUCUGGUUUUAGCUUCUUUCUUACAGAAGGAGAAGUUGCUCCCAGUAGCCUAUACUACAAAUAUAUGUUUGCUUCCGAACCAUUAUCUGUACUUGUUACCUCAAAUUCUUAUGUUUACCUAUCUCAGCAAGGUAGGAGUAGCAGCUUGGAGAUGCUUCAGCUGAUGAUGGAUGGUGCACAAGGGUUUCCUGGUCAUUGAUCUCAGUGAAGAGGAGUAAGGCCCUACUGAGGAAAGGUGGCCAUGUACCCAGAGAAGAAUUCAGCAACAGAGCUAGUCACAGCCCUGGUCCAGGUUAGCCCAAUGGGCAGUGCAGCAGAAAACUAUAAGUCACGCCUAACUCAAAAAAAGACCGCUGUCCAGUUCUGCAGUGCAUCCUAGGGAUCCAGGGUCAGUUGCAUCUCUGGUGGCGCUGCAGUCAGAAAUGGCCUCAGUUUAGCUCUUGCCCAUGAUUUUUAUGUAUGCCAAUCAUACUGAGAGAGUAUGUCCUGUAUCAGGAUCUGACAUAUCAGCCAGGAAUUGCUCAAAGGAACCAAGAAGCUCUUUUUCUUCAGUGUCAAGUCAGAAGCCAUAGAAGUACCAGCACCUGUCUCUUGGUGAUAGGCUCUUCCCUUGGCUAUGACAAGCUCCCCCUCUCGGAGAACAGGCAUUGUCGCUCACAGAUGUGGGUCAGCAAAGCAAGUAGUCCCGAGGAUGAAUUGCAAAGGAGGGGGAAAAAAAUCAUGAACGUAGGAAGUAUCUCUGAAAAUGUUAGAAAUCACAGAUAUAGUAUGUACUUAAUUACACUAAAUUAUUGUUGGAAUUCCUUGUAAGUACUAAUUAUACCUGAUUAUAGGUUAAAAUAUUUAUUUUGUCAAAAUAUUUUCUUUGAGCUGUGUUUAACCUUUUCCAUGCUCAUUGUGUACUGAGAUGUAAAAAUUAAUCAUUCGCCUAACUUCGGGGGGGAUGCUGGUAGAAAAGGGCAUAUCGUGAGGUUUUGCAUGAAGCAUCUGUGCAUCUUUGGCCAGCACUCAAGAGCAGUGCCCUGUAUGAGGUAUGUGAGGAUAUUUAACCAACCAACUGGCUCAGGGAAGUGAGAGAAAGUAGGAGUGGUGCCUUUGCGAAGAGGCACAAAAUAUUUCUUCCAGUGAAGGAAGUAUGCCAUCGUCCUGGGUUGGGGGACCUCCUUGUCCAUCACUCAGCGUCCUCUCUCUUAGCCCAUUCCCCAGACUUGCCAAGUCCCACUGCCACUCACUAGGCGAGUUAGGUCUCUCUGAAGGCCCACCGUUAAAACCUAGGGAUCAAAGUGGUUGAUUGUUUCCCUCCCACUGGACAAGCCUGAGGUAUUUUCCCCAAUAUGGAAAACCCCACCGCAGUCUCUGGGCCACCCUCACUAUGAUUUAGAGCCUUCUUAAGCGGAGGUGAUCAUUUGCCAAAACACUAGAGUCCAGGUCAUUCUUUUCCUUGUCCCCUUCCCAAUUCUGUAAGUAGGGUUAAGCACCCAAGUCCUGGGCCUCAGGAAGUGGGAAUGGAGGCAUGCCUCUUGGGCAGCCUCUGUCAUUUUGUUCUUCUAGGGAGAGGGAAAACUGGUUCAGCUUGAGUUCUGUGAUAAGCGCUCUAAAUAAAGCAUAGGACAUUAUUUUUCCUGGAAACACUGAUUCAGCCAACAAGUGCUUUUUUCCCUCCUCCUCUCCCCUCCCCCAAGAGCAUUCAGGUAACCCUUUGACUGCUGAAGAAAAUCCUUGGGCCAAUAAUAGGUGAUUCAGUAAGGACCGUAUCAAACCCAGGGCCUUCCUCCAAGAACCUGUCCUUGGGAUGCCUGGCUUCUCUUGCACUUCGAUUAGUACCAUGCCUACUUUUAUUCAUAGUAACUCCCUCUCCGGUGUGGGUGGUAUUGACCUAGAUGACCCUUUCCCCCACCAUCACACUCCUGCCAUGUUUAAGGGGAUGUGUUUUCACCUCCCCAUCUACACAAAGCAAUAGCAAAUAUUUUCUUCUUCAUAUGUGUUCUCCAUAAAACUUCAUUCUGAUCUCACCUGGUUCAUUGCAGCACCCCCCUCUCCACCCCCCCCCCAAAAUUCCUUAUUCUUUUUGUAUUUUCUGAUUACAGCCUGGGCCUCAUGAGUUCCUCCUCCUCCUCCUCCUCCUCUUCCUUCCCCUCCUUCCUCCCUUCCUUGGCCCUUCAGUCUUAGGAGCAACAACUCUCUUCUUAUCUGUCAAAGUACACUGAGCUGUUGUUAACAACACUACUUCUCAUGUAACCCCAUAUAAUAGCGGGUUUUCUCUGUAUAUUAAAACUGUAGGCUUUCCAGAUGAAUAUUGGGGGGAGGGCUCAGAAUAUUUAUUUCCUGAAGCUAGUGGGUAAUUUGGGAGGGUUUAAGGGAUGGGGGUUUGACAUGGGGAAUAUAUCUGUUCAAAAGAAGAAUGGGUCAAGUUCACUGUCAGAUUGCACAACACAGCCAGUUUUCACGUUGCUGCUGUGUGUUCCCAUAAAUAGAUGAUGUUGGGUGUAACUUGUGUAUGGCUAAUGGUGAUACCAUUGUAUUAAAAUGCUACCAUUUGAUCUCAUUCCAGCUACCAUCUCCUGAGUUUGGGUUUUUGCAUGUGAAAUAUUCCAAUAAAAACAACAACCAAA